GCCGUGGCCGAGGGCCCCGCCCCCGCGCGAGUUGAAAUUCCGCCAUGCCGGGCCUCGCGGAUGGAAUCAUCCACAGCUACAGCACAAGUAGCCGUGAGUAACUAACUCUCUUGACGGAGCGCGCGCCGCAAGACUCUGCUAUACCAAGUAGAACCUGCACCCGUACUCAGCCCACAACUCUCCACAACCGCACCGACCCCUCCAACCCCCCACCUCAACCUCCAGCCAAAUCAACCCACACACCCGGUCAGUCACCAUGCCCAUCCCCGACCUGCCCGUCCUCCCGCCGACGGAGGGGUCCCACCUGACGCGCAAAUUCGGCCGCGAGACGGCCAACUACUUCUCGGGCAGCCCGCUGAACCGGCUGUCCUUCCUGCGCGGCGACCGCGACUUCCUGCGCGCCGCCUUCGCCCACCCGGCCGCGCGCUUCCUGCUGCUGCGCGGCCUGGCGCCGCUGGUGCCCGCGGCCGACCCGGCGCGGCUGGCCUUUGCCGCGCGCGCCGACGUCGCCCCGCUGACCGGCGAGGACCCCUUCGCGCGGUCCGAGGAGGAGAUGGUGGCCGAGUACGACUCGAGCGAGGAGCGCGCCGUCGUCGUCUUCCUGGGCAUUGACGAGCGCGGGGAGGUGGCGGUGGGGCAGGAUGGGGAAGGAGAGGUGCAAGGGGAACGGGAGCGGUUUCGAUACCGGGACUUCGAGGGCGCCCCGUACUUUGCCGUGGACGUCACGCCGCGGGGCAAGCUGGCGGAUGCGGCGGAGGCGUUGAGCAAGGUGAUGGAGGAGAGGGGGCUCAAGUUUUACGAUCACUCGCCGAGGCAUAUGGGGCUGGUUGCCGGGCAGGCGGCCAUGUACGGCCAGGCGCGCGCACUGAUCGACUGGAACGCGCGGACGCCCUUCUGCGCGCAGUGCGGCCAGCCCACCCUGUCCGUGCAGGCGGGCACCAAGCGGGUGUGCCCGCCGACGGACAAGGCCGGCGGGCAGGUGCGCGAGCGCAAGCCGUGCGCCACGCGCGGCACCGUCUCGAACCACAGCUUCCCGCGGACGGACCCGACCGUCAUCAUGGCCAUCCUCAGCGCCGACGGCACCAAGGUCCUGCUCGGCCGGCAGCGGCGCUGGCCCAAGUACUGGUACAGCACCCUCGCCGGCUUCCAGGAGCCUGGUGAGUCGAUCGAGGAGGCGGUGCGCCGGGAGGUCUGGGAGGAGUCCGGCGUGCAGGUCGGGAGGGUCAUCCUGCACAGCUCGCAGCCCUGGCCGUUCCCGGCAAGCUUGAUGAUCGGGGCCAUCGGGCAGGCCCUGCCGGGCGACGGGGAGAAGAUAUACCUCGGCCACGACGCAGAGCUGGAGAGCGCAAAGUGGUUUCCGCUGGAGGAGGUGAAGGAAGCGCUGGUGACGGGCACGAGCGGCCUGGGCGAGCCGGCGCCCGAGGGGUAUGUCGAGGGCUCGCUGAGACUGCCGCCGCAGACAGCCAUUGCGAACCGCUUGAUAACGGCCGUCGUCGAGGGCUGGUGGAUCCCAUCGCGGAUGUAGGUCGAGUUGGAGCGCAGCACACAAUGCCCAUACACAAUAGACACGAUAGAUUAAUGUAGAAUCGGGCAUCUUCUUCAAGGGACCACUCAAUCGCCUACUAUGUGCUUACGGUGACCCGACUCCAGAAGCGUCGGUCGAGAAUCAGCAAACGAAUUGAAGCAGCAAUGUGCAGGGUUGGCCGACAGGCA
Molecule: messenger RNA, 1713 nt
Organism: Thermothielavioides terrestris NRRL 8126
Lineage: Eukaryota; Fungi; Ascomycota; Sordariomycetes; Sordariales; Chaetomiaceae
Exons: 2
Coding region: 257-1525 (422 amino acids)
Biological process (GO): NAD+ catabolic process; NADP+ catabolic process
Cellular component (GO): cytosol
Molecular function (GO): NADH pyrophosphatase activity; metal ion binding
Source: RefSeq, a predicted model, not a curated record